Messenger RNA from Capra hircus (goat), 2073 nucleotides. It is a transcript of the gene CDT1, whose product is annotated as chromatin licensing and DNA replication factor 1. Gene Ontology annotation, biological process: DNA replication preinitiation complex assembly; DNA replication checkpoint signaling; mitotic cell cycle. NCBI's taxonomy places the organism in Eukaryota, Metazoa, Chordata, Mammalia, Artiodactyla, Bovidae. The record is from RefSeq and is a predicted model, not a curated record. Gene Ontology annotation, cellular component: nucleus. The transcript has 10 exons. Bases 40 to 1689 code for a protein of 549 amino acids. Gene Ontology annotation, molecular function: DNA polymerase binding; DNA binding.
CGCAGUGCUCCUGCUGCUUCUGAUCCCGCCUCUCCCGUCAUGGCGCAGCGCCGCCUCACCGACUUCUUUGCGCGCCGCCGUCCCGGGGUCAGCACCACGCUGCCGCGCGCCAAGCCGGCGUGGCGCACCCCGAGCCCCGCCAAGUCCGCGGCUUGCGCCGCGGCUCCGGGUCCUGGCAGCAGCCGCAAGCGCGCCCGCCCGCCUGCCGAGCCCACGCGCGACGAGCGUGUGCCGCCCGCGCGCAAGAGGCUGAGGCUGCCGGCUGACGCGGUCUCUGGCCCCAGUUCCCCGCCUGCCCCUGUCUCGCCAGAGCACCCUUCUCCACAGAGCAAGGAGACAAAGAAGGCUGCUCGCUCAGCUGGUGGGCCACCCUGCCUGGCAGCCCAGGAGAACAAGGUCCCUUCAAAGGUCACCCUGUCUGAGCUCAAGUCGUGCCUGCAGCGGGCACAGGAGCUGGGGGCACGGGUCCAGGAGCUGAAAGCAAGUGCACAGAAGGAUGCUGGGGAACCCAGUGCUCCAGAGGAUGAGGGACGCCUGGAGGGGCCAUGUGGAGAGCAGAUGCCAGCCUACCAGCGCUUCCAUGCCCUGGCCCAGCCUGGGCCCCCGGGCCUUGUGCUGCCCUACAAGUACCAGGUGCUGGCCGAGAUGUUCCGCAGCAUGGACACCAUCGUGGGUAUGCUCUACAACCGCUCCGAGACCAUAACCUUCGCUAAAGUCAAGCAGGGCGUCCAGGACAUGAUGCGCAAACGCUUUGAGGAGCGCAAUGUGGGCCAGAUCAAAACUGUGUACCCCGGCUCUUACCACUUCCGCCAGGAGCGCUUCGUCCCCACUUUCAAGGAUGGCAUCAAAAGGUCCGAUUACCAGCUCACCAUUGAGCCGCUGCUGGACCAGCAGGCUGGCAGUGCGGCCCCCCAGCUCACGGCGUCGCGCCUGCUGCAGCGGCGCCAGGUCUUCAGCCAGAACCUGUUGGCCCGAGUCCGGGAGCAUCACAGGGCCUUCCUGGCCUCCCUGAACCCUCCGAUGGAAGUGCCAGAGGACCAGCUGACACGCUGGCACCCCCGCUUCAAUGUGGAUGGGGUGCCUGACAUUGAGCCGGCCGAGCUGCCCCAGCCACCCGCUGUGGAGAAGCUGACCACUGCCCAGGAAGUCCUGGCCCGUGCCCGUAGCCUGAUGUCACCCAGGAUGGAGAAGGCCCUGAGUGACCUGGCCCAGCGCACAGCCGAGCCUAGCAGCCCCAGGUCCCCCAGCCUGGCACAACCAGCCACUCCACCUGCUGCCCCACCUUCUGCCCUGAAGGGGGUGUCCCAGGCCCUGCUGGAGCGAAUCCGGGCCAAAGAGGCGCAGAAGCAGCUGGCACAGAUGACACGGCGCCCGGAGCAGGAGCAGCGGCUGCAGCGGCUCGAGCGGCUGCCCGAACUGGCUCGGGUGCUGCGCGGCGUGUUUGUGUCAGAGCGCAAGCCGGCGCUCACCAUGGAGGUGGCCUGUGCCAGGAUGGUGGGCAGCUACCGAGCAGCCAUGAGCCCCGGGGAGAUGGAGAAGCACCUGCAGCUCCUCUCUGAGCUGCUGCCUGACUGGCUCAGUCUCCACCGCAUCCGCACGGACACCUACGUCAAGCUGGACAAGGCCGCCGACCUGGCAGGUGUCAUGGAACAGCUGGCCCGCCUGGCCCGUGCAGAGGAGACCCUGUGAGCCCAGUGGACAUGUGCUGGGCGUCUUACUCCCUUUCAGAAAAUGAUGCACUUUGCUCUCCCUGUCCUGAGUCUCAUGAGGGCCAGGCUGGCCUGGGCUUGGGCUGCUGAGCUAGAGGGUCUCUGGUGGAGGCCCCCUGCUUUGUAUACAGGAUGCAGGGAAAGGGGGGGGUGGGGGAGGGUAGCGUGACGGCCAGAGUUACCCUCUCUGGGGCCCACAGGGGCUCCUGGAGGACCCAGUAUCACAUGUUCCCCACAAAGGCAGGCCGAUGGAGAAUCUGAGAUUGAGUCUCCCUGGAGGCUCCAGGAGGAGGAAGCCAUGCCCACCCACUCCCUGGAUCUUGUAUUUGGUCUCUAGACUGUCAGAUAAAGUUGUUGGAAGUCA